Laetiporus sulphureus 93-53 is the source of this 780-nucleotide messenger RNA. RefSeq lists its product as uncharacterized. The transcript has 9 exons. Bases 1 to 780 code for a protein of 259 amino acids. The record is from RefSeq and is a predicted model, not a curated record. NCBI's taxonomy places the organism in Eukaryota, Fungi, Basidiomycota, Agaricomycetes, Polyporales, Laetiporaceae.
AUGUUCAUAGAUUGCCUUAAUGUGUUUUCUCUGGAUAGUGAGGAUGGUGAGCUGAAUAAUGGUGAGGCAUGCUUCAUUGAUGCUGAAGGACUGCUGGUAUCAAGUGCCAUUCGGAAUCACUACAAGACUUAUGGGACAUGCUUGGAGCUCGAUAGAAGAUGGGUGCAGGUGCUGCUGGCAAGUAUGAGCACACAUGUGGAGGAGUACCAGGAUCGCUCACAGAAGUUGAAGGUGAAUGGGUAUGAUAACAGCAAUGUUCUGCAGAUGGGCAGUGGGCUCAGAGGUGCAUUUUCUGUCUCUUCUAAUAAUGAUUGUCCUCAUUUAUGGCACCUUCAGGGCCUUCUUCUGAAAGAGAAGCCCAUGCAGCUGGUUUCCCAUUUGCUGACCACAAAAUGCAGUGCAUUGCUUAACUCGAUCAUGCAACUGGCAAUGUUAUUUUUCACCAUGCUGGCUGAUGAAGCAGGCAAGGAUCUCAAUGGGCUCAUUGAUGGUAUAUGGCUCUCGUCACAUGAACUCAUGCUGUUGGUCAUGGUACUCUGCUUUGGUGCGGUGACAGACACCACCCAGCCUGGUGACAAUGUAGAGCUGAGCUUAAGGACUAUCUACCAGUGUUUGAUAGCAGAUGAAAGACAAAAACAGCAUAGAAAGCACCUGGGCAUCCAUGGGCCUCAGCUUGAAACUAGCACAAAUCCUGCGUUCGUUGCAUUCCUGCAGAUGAUGACUGUGCACAUUGAGAGCUCACGGAGGGCCGAGGUGCAGAGGCAGCAAGUGCUCUUUUAA